This is a messenger RNA of Drosophila persimilis, 2327 nucleotides long. RefSeq names its product probable peroxisomal acyl-coenzyme A oxidase 1 (gene Acox57D-p). Gene Ontology annotation, molecular function: FAD binding; acyl-CoA oxidase activity; fatty acid binding. Gene Ontology annotation, biological process: lipid homeostasis; fatty acid beta-oxidation using acyl-CoA oxidase. Gene Ontology annotation, cellular component: peroxisome. Bases 224 to 2251 code for a protein of 675 amino acids. The transcript has 8 exons. NCBI's taxonomy places the organism in Eukaryota, Metazoa, Arthropoda, Insecta, Diptera, Drosophilidae. The record is from RefSeq and is a predicted model, not a curated record.
UUUGCAAGACAUCUUUUGCACGUAUGGGUGCCGUUGUCUCUACUUUUGUGCCCGCAUACAUGCACAAUCCGAAGUCGAAAGAGCAAACGUCCAAAGUUUCUUGCUGGCUUGCUCUUAGUAAAAGUGAAAUCGUUGAGCGGUGGGCCCCAUUUAGCCGGAACAACAAGAAGCAGCAACAAGUGGCGAUCGAUUUUUUUCUCGUAGCGCAUUCAAACAAAAGAAAAUGGCACCAUCUGUAAUCCCAACUAGCGUCAAUCCCGAUAUCCAGAAAGAGCGCGAUGCGGCCAGCUUCAGCAGCGAAGAGUUCGCAGCCUGGUGGUCAGGUGGCGAGGAGAAGCUAAAGUUCAACCGGGACGUGCGAGAAUACCUGCAAAAGGAUAUGGAUGUGGAGGAGGUGCAACAGUUGCACAACAAGUCGCACGAGGAGAUCUACGAGGCUUCCAGCAAGUGGGCCAUUCUGGCGGCCAAGAAGCUGCAGCGGCUGCAGAAGGAGCGUAAUCCCGGGGGAAACGACUACUGGCCUACUCUUUAUGACAACCAGGUCAUGUGGGGCCUGAUUCCAGGUGGCAAUCCCUUCGGCGUGAUGUACGUGAUGCUUGUAAAGGCACUGCAGGCUCAGUGCACCCCCGAACAGUACGAGGAGUUCGGCAAGCGGAUAGAGAACUUUGAGGUCUGCGGAACGUAUGCCCAGACAGAGCUGGGGCAUGGCACGUACCUUCGCGGACUUGAGACCCGGGCUGAUUUUGAUCAGAAUACGGACGAGUUUGUGCUGAACACUCCCAAGAUAUCCUCCUACAAGUGGUGGCCUGGAGGCUUGGGGCAUAGCUCCAACCACUGCAUGUUGAUGGCCCAGCUGUACAUUGACAAUAAGCCAAAGGGUCCACACAUGUUCUAUGUUCAGGUGCGCGACGAGGAGUCGCACGAGCCUCUUCCUGGCAUCCACAUCGGUGACAUCGGCAAGAAGAUGGGCUUCAUUGGCGUUAACAACGGGUUCCUCGGCCUGAAGAACGUCCGCAUUCCCCGUACCCGCAUGCUGAUGCGCCAUGCGCAAGUCAAUGCCGACGGCAGCUAUGUCAGUAGUCCGGCGAAUGUCCUCACCUACUUCGCCAUGGUGCGCACGCGCUGUGUAAUUGCCUGGAACAAUGCCGUGAUGCUGGCGAUUGGCGCCACCAUCGCCACUCGCUAUUCGGCCGUGCGCCGACAGAGUCCCAUCAAUCCCAAGGAGCCAGAGCCACAGAUUAUGGACCACGUGACGCAGCAAAUGAAGCUGUUUCCGGAGAUAGCGACCAGCGUGGCCUACCGCCUGGCCAGCGCGCACCUCUGGAACCUGUACGACAUUACCUUGGGCGACAUAUCCAACGGAAAGUAUGAGCGUCUCCCGGAGCUGCACUCUCUGUCCUGUGCCUUAAAAGUGAACUGCUCUUCGGACUCGACCAUCGGCGUUGAGAGGCUGCGCCUGGCCUGCGGAGGUCAUGGCUAUCUCAGCUCCUCCAAUAUGUGCCACGUCUACGUGAAUGCCACGGCAGCUUGCACCUAUGAAGGCGAGAACACAGUUCUGCUCCUGCAGAUUGGCCGCUUUCUGAUGAAGUCGUGGCGCGCGGCGCUGAGUGGAGCUCCCCUAGCACCCACCGUUAUGUACUUGGCUGAGGUGCAAAAGAAGCCCGAAUUUGGUUCGUGGACCGGCACCUGGGAGAACAUGGUGCAUGCUAUGCAGUUUGCUGCCGCCAAAAAGACCGCCUUGGCUUUCAAGAGUCUGUCCAAUCGUCUGUCCAGAGGCGAAACUGAGGAGACAGCAGCCAACCACACGGGAAUCGAGCUCGCUCAGGCAGCUGAGCUACAUGGCCGCGCCUUUGUUUUCUCCUCAUUUGCCGACGAGGUAACUGGUCCCAAGGCAAAGACUCGCUCAGCUGCGCUGAACCGAGUCCUGGAGAACCUAUUGGAACUUUACGUGGUCAAGGAGUCGCUCAAUCACAUGGCCAACUUUCUUCGAUUCAUCAAUUUGACGGACACGGAUCUGACCCGGCUGCAGGACCGCUUGGAAACGGUGCUGACCAAGCUCCGUCCCGAUGCUGUGGCCAUUGUGGAUGGCUUCGACUUUAGCGAUGUGCAACUUAACUCCACGCUGGGCUCCUUUGACGGCAAUGCCUACGAGAGAAUUUUCGAUGCGGCCAUGAAGAAUCCCAUGAACCAGAAGUCGGUUCCAAAGUCCUUCCACGAGCAUCUUAAGCCCUUCAUGAAGUCAAAUAUCUAGUACCAGUGCAAUCUAAAUAUGUAUAUGUUUAUGACUCUUAUAAGUGUGUGAUCAAAAUAUCUUUUUUGUAUUGUUA